UUUCUUCAUUUUCCAUAGUCUUAUUUGACUCCAUGCAAACAUCACACUAAGAAUGGCAAAAAUGAGUCUCUCUUCCUACCUAUUAAUCCUAACUUUUUCUCUGUUUUCUCAAGGCAUUUUACUUUCAGCAUCCAAAUCCAUAAGAAAUUUAGAAGAUGACAUGGUAUUUAAUACAUUCAGGCUGGGGAAAGCCUUUCAGAAGGAAGAUACUCCACAAAAAUCAGUUGCUGCUCCUUCUCUGGAACAAUAUAAAAAUGAUGAGAGCAGUUUCAUGAAUGAUGAGGAAAACAAAAAUUCAAAGAACACAGACUCCAAACAUAAUUUCUUAAAUCAUGGUCUGCCACUGAAUCUGGCUAUAAAACCUUAUCUUGCCCUAAAAGGAUCUGUAGCUUUUCCAGCUGAAAAUGGAGUUCAGAAUAUUGAAUCAACACAAGAAAAGAGAGAAAUUGGGGAUGAAGAAAACUCAGCUAAAUUUCCUAUAGGAAGGAGAGAUUUUGACAUGCUCAGAUGCAUGCUGGGAAGAGUUUACCGACCUUGUUGGCAAGUCUGAAACCUGUUGGACAACAUCAUCUUUUCCG
Molecule: messenger RNA, 578 nt
Organism: Mustela erminea (ermine)
Lineage: Eukaryota; Metazoa; Chordata; Mammalia; Carnivora; Mustelidae
Gene: PMCH
Product: pro-melanin concentrating hormone
Exons: 3
Coding region: 53-550 (165 amino acids)
Biological process (GO): chemical synaptic transmission; behavior
Molecular function (GO): type 1 melanin-concentrating hormone receptor binding; melanin-concentrating hormone activity
Source: RefSeq, a predicted model, not a curated record